Molecule: messenger RNA, 2433 nt
Organism: Chroicocephalus ridibundus (black-headed gull)
Lineage: Eukaryota; Metazoa; Chordata; Aves; Charadriiformes; Laridae
Gene: CAPG
Product: capping actin protein, gelsolin like
Exons: 9
Coding region: 514-1878 (454 amino acids)
Biological process (GO): barbed-end actin filament capping; cell projection assembly; actin polymerization or depolymerization
Cellular component (GO): cytoplasm; actin cytoskeleton
Molecular function (GO): actin filament binding; phosphatidylinositol-4,5-bisphosphate binding
Source: RefSeq, a predicted model, not a curated record
CCGUCUGUCCAUGGGGGGUGGGGGGUGUCUGUUGGUCUGUCCGUCCGGGUGUCCCUCAGGGUGUCCCAUCCAACCAUCCAGGUGUCUGCGUCUCGGGGUGUCCGCCUGUCCGUCGCGGAGCGCGUGCUUCUGGGGGUGUCCGUCUGUCUGUCCUGGGGGCUUCCCACCCGCUGGGCUGUCUGUUGGCCGGGGCGUCUGUCUGUCCUUCUAGGUGUGCACCUCUCCGUCGGGUGCCGUCUGUUUGUAGUGGUGGCUGUCUGUCCUUCCGUGUCCAGCUGUACAUCGGGGUACAACUGGGUGUCUGUCUGUUGGGGUGUCUUCCUGGGUGUCCGCUUGUCGGGGUGUCUGUCUGUCCCUGGGGGCGUCCACCUAUCUGUAGGGGCUUGCAUCUGUACGUAGGGGUGGCUGUCCAUCCUUCUAGGUGUCCCGCUGUCCAUUAGAGCGUCCAUCUAGCUGUUGGGGUGUCCAUCUGUCCUUCUGGGUGUCUGCUGGGGUGUCUGUCUGUCCUUCUGCAUGUCAGUCUGUCCAUUGGGGUGUCCAUCUGUCCAUCCGGGUGUCCACUUGUCCUUCUGGGUAUCUGUUGGGGCAUCUGGCCAUCCUUCUGGGCGUCCAUCUGUCCUGGGUGACUGUUGGGGUGUCUGUCCUUCUGGGCAUCCAUCUCUCCUGGGUGACUGUUGGGGUGUCUGUCCUUCUGGGUGCCCAUCUCUCUUGGGUGUCUGUCCUUCUGGCUGUCCAUCUGUCCAUCAGGACACCCAUGUCCAUGUCAGGAUGCCCGCCACCUCCUGGCUCUCCGUUCCUUGUGCUGCCCUUCUCAUGGUGUCUCUCCAUCCACAGGUCCCUUCGUCCAUCCAUCCGCCCACUGCACCCAUCGCCGCCUCCCUGACGCCAUGUACACCCCACUCCCCAAAAGUGGUUCCCCCUUCGGCCCCGCCGCCACCCGCCCGGGGCUGCACAUCUGGCGGGUGGAGAAGCUGCGGCCGGUGGAGGUCCCCGAGGCGACGUGGGGUGUCUUCUUCUCGGGGGACGCCUACCUGGUGCUGCACAACGGGCCGGACGAGCGAGCCCACCUCCACCUCUGGAUGGCUGAACGCGCUGCUGGGCGAGCGCCCCGUGACGCACCGCGAGGUGCAGGGCAACGAGUCCGACGUCUUCAUGGAGUACUUCCCCCGCGGCGUCACCUACCAGGAGGGCGGCGUGGACUCGGCGUUCAAGGCCACCCGUCCCGGUGCCGGCCCCACGCGCAAGCUCUAUCAGGUGAAGGGCAAGAAGAACAUCCGGGCGAGCGAGCGGGACCUGCGCUGGGCCAGCUUCAACACCGGCGACUGCUUCAUCCUCGACCUGGGCGAGACCCUCUUCGUCUGGUGUGGGGCCAGGUGCAACGUGCUGGAGCGCAACAGGGCGCAGGAGCUGGCCGCGGCCAUCCGGGAUGGCGAGCGGGGUGGCAAGGCUCUGCUGGAGAUUGUGGUGGACGGUGAGGAGCCACCUGAGAUGCUCCAGGUGCUGGGCCCCAAGCCCACCUUGCAGGAGGGCAGCCCCGAGGAGGACGUUGUGGCCGAUCAGAGAAAUGCGGGGGCAGCCAUCCUCUAUAAGGUGUCGGACGCGACGGGGAGCAUGAAGCUGAGCCAGGUGGCCACCAGCAGCCCCUUCAGCCAGAGCCUGCUCUGCUCCGACGACUGCUUUGUGCUGGACAACGGUGCCAGCGGGAAGGUCUACGUCUGGAAAGGGUGCAAGGCCAACGAGCAGGAGCGCCAAGCAGCCCUGAAAGUGGCCGAGGAGGUCAUUGCCCGCAUGGGCCACUCACCCCGGACACAGGUGGAAAUCCUGCCCCAGGGCCGCGAGACGCCCCUCUUCAAGCAGUUCUUCGCCAGCUGGAAGUGAGGGAGCGGGUGCCCACGGGGCCAGCACCCAGCUCAGGGAGUCACCGGGCUUGUGCCGGCUGUGCCAGCUCCCUGCCAACACUUGUGCCCUGCUCCACUGUCCCUGUGACCCUGCCAUCCUCACCCCUGUGCCAGCCCUGGGUCUUUGCCUGUCCCCAAGCCAACGCCAUCCCCUCCCUGUGCCACCCCUGUGCCUUUCUCCACCCCGUGCCCCACGUCAUCCCCAGUCCCCUGUCGCUCUCAGCUCCGUGCCAUCCUCAGCCCCAUCCCCGUGCCUUUGCCCGCCCCACGCCCACGCUGUCUCCGUCCCCAUGCCCGUUCAUUCCCACCCCCCCACGCCAUCCCCAAGCCCACGCCGUGCCCGCGCUGUGCCAGCACUGUCUCCUCACCCUCACUGCUGCCAGACCUCCGCCACCUCCAGGCCCUCACCGUCUUUCUGCUCUUGCCCACCCUGUGCCAUCUCCAUGCCCGCGCCACCCCCCGUGCCACCGCUAUCCCCCAUCAUCUCCAUGGCCACGCCGUGCCCAUGCUGUCCCCGUGCCCCCAUCGCCCCCGU